Messenger RNA from Crotalus tigris (Tiger rattlesnake), 3056 nucleotides. RefSeq names its product cysteine rich secretory protein LCCL domain containing 2 (gene CRISPLD2). Gene Ontology annotation, cellular component: extracellular region. Bases 223 to 1710 code for a protein of 495 amino acids. The record is from RefSeq and is a predicted model, not a curated record. Lineage: Eukaryota; Metazoa; Chordata; Lepidosauria; Squamata; Viperidae. The transcript has 15 exons.
GAUCUCCUGCAGUCUUCGACCGGGAAGGUUUUGCGCCCAUCGCCCCCCCUCUCCGCCCCGGCUGACCAGAGAGGCGGACGGGCAUUUCUUUCGCCCUUCCGAGCGGAUUUCCGAGGAUCCGAUUAAGCCGCGUUUUUCCUUUCCUUGCAGAGAGGUCUAUAGAAUACUGCAGAAGUGUUCCCUUGGAAGAGUUGCACACAUCUCAUUUCCGCCAAGUAGAAAAUGGCUAAGAAUCCUACCGUUCCUUGGCUCACAGCACCAUCUCUCUUCCUCUUCCUGACUCAUGGCAUCCAGUGUUUCUUCUUGCCCAAUGCCACCCAUUUGGAAAGCAUCCUUAAUCAAUACCAAGAUGGGCAACCACACUCAAGGGCCAAGAGAUCAAUUUCCAGAAAUGACCAAGACGAAAUCCUAAUGCUUCAUAAUAAAUUGAGAGGUGAAGUCUACCCUUCAGCAUCCAACAUGGAAUACAUGAGAUGGGAUGAAGAACUGGAGAGAUCGGCUGAAUCUUGGGCUCACCAAUGCAUCUGGGACCAUGGACCUGCCAGCCUCCUCCCAUCCAUCGGCCAGAAUUUGGCUGUUCACUGGGGAAGGCAUCGUUCUCCAGGUUUCCACGUCCAGUCUUGGUACGAUGAAGUAAAAGAUUAUACCUACCCGUAUCCCCAUGAAUGCAGCCCUUGGUGUCCCGACAGAUGUGCAGGACCCAUGUGCACACAUUACACACAGAUGGUCUGGGCUACAACCAACAAAAUUGGCUGUGCAAUUAAUGUCUGCAAGAGGAUGGACGUAUGGGGCGAAGUGUGGGAAAAUGCAGUGUAUUUGGUCUGCAACUAUUCUCCCAAAGGCAACUGGAUUGGAGAAGCCCCAUAUAAAAAUGGCAGAUCGUGUUCUCAAUGCCCACCAAGCUAUGGAGGAGGAUGCCGGGCUAACCUCUGUUAUAAAGAAAAAGUAGUCGAAAAACCUGAGACGGAUCGGGCAAAUGAAGUGGAGAUACAAAAGGUUCCUGACAGAAUACAGCCCAAAUCUGUAAAACCUGCAAAGGAAAAGAAACCCGCGGAGGUGACCUACAUGACCCAGGUGAUCAAGUGCGACACCAAAAUGAGGGAUACAUGCCGAGGAUCCACAUGUAACAGAUAUCUGUGUCCAGCUGGCUGCUUGAACAGUAAAGCAAAAGUAUUUGGAUUCCCCAACUACGAAAGUGCUUCCAGUAUAUGUCGAGCAGCUAUUCAUUCUGGAGUAUUAGAUAAUAGAGGAGGCUUAGUAGAUAUUACUAGGAAAGGAAGAUCAGAUUUCUUCGUAAUGUCUCUAAGAAACGGCAUUCGUACACUCAGCAAACACAAGCCUUCCAACGGUUUUGCUGUGUUGAAGGUUACAGUGCAGACUUUGGAUUGUUACACCACAGUAGAGGAAUUGUGUCCAUUCAAGAAGCCCACCACUCAUUGCCCAAGGUCUUACUGUCCAGCUUACUGCAAAAAUGAACCAAACCACUGGGCUACAGUAUAUGGCACAAACAUAUAUGCAGAUAAUUCCAGCAUCUGCAAAGCUGCUGUGCAUGCAGGAGCCAUCGGAGACAGUUCCGGCGGUUACGUAGACGUGAUGCCGGUUGAUAAGAAGAAAAUCUACAAUGGAUCCUUGAGGAAUGGGAUCCGAUCCGAAAGCUUAAAGACUCCCAGGGAAGGAAAAGCUUUCAGAAUCUUUCCAGUGAGGCAAUAAUUUUUCCAAGAUGGCGGGACUCUUUGUGGAAAGAGACUGCAGCAUUGUGUGCUUCUCCUUGGGUGAGAGAGGUUUGCCCCAACUUGGACCACGAUGAAGCCCUCCAAACCCAUCUUCUUUUGGAGAAAAGAAAAAAAAAAAAGAUGGCAGCAGGAAUUGGAACUUUCUGCAUCUCAACAGCAUCUGCUCACUGUUGUAUUUUCGGUCUAUUGUUGUUUUACUUCCAAAUGUUUUGAACCUUCAGAAGAAGGAAGAUGGUUCGAGUUUAGGAGAGAAGAUGGUUGAAAAACUGACUUGCCUCACCCAUCCUAUGAACAAUUUUGCCCCUAAGUAUAGACCAUUGGGGUUCUCUCAAAAUACCACUUCCAGGAGGUGAACGUUUAUCUGAUCAGUACUCUUUGGAUGAGAACAUAGAAAGCAUUUCGGUCACACCAAAGGCUAAAAUUUUUGAAAAAUUGGGUCAAAGUCAAGAAUAUCCCUGACAUCCAAGUCACCUUGUGCUGCCUUGAACGAUGUGGGGCAAUAGGCAAGAUUCAGAACACACAAAGCAAAUAACAUAGAUUUCUUUUUAUGGAGACUGGGAAAGGAGAUAUUGCAUUUCCAGAAAAGAAUCUGCUUUGCAAAAGAAUGGAAAGAUUGUUAUUUCUCUCAAAAGAAAGCUUCAAGGGGAUAAAUAGGUUUGCUGGCCAAACAAUUGCAGGAGGUUGAGAAAAUGGGGUUUAUUGUCACCAAGUUAAAUCAUUGGGACCUCUGUCUUGGCACAUUCUGAUUCCUUGCAUGUUAGUUAGCAUUGUUUUAUUUACAAAUGAAUCUGACUUAUUUUAUUCAGCAGAGCUGUUUUAGCUUAGCUAAGCAAAUGGUUGCCAAAAGUUGAUCUUUAUGUUGCUGAAAUCAAAAAGGUUUUGCUUUACUUGUUUAUUUGUAUAGAUUGGAAGCCUGAUAUAGUAAGUUGGUCACAACAUGUAUAUUAUGAAGUCCUGUUAGAACAAUUUCUGUUUUCUGAUAUUCAGUAGGAUUCCUAUAGAUCUCAAAUGUUCUCCUAAGGAAAUCAUUCUGAAGUUGUCCUCUUUCAAUCCAAACAUUUGAAGGCUUAGAUUUGUUAAGGACUUGACCUUGCUCUGAAACCUUGAGCUCAUUCUUAAUUGGAAACCAAAGAAGUGCUUUUGUCAAUCUGACACAAUGUUGGUCUUCGAAAACUGAACUCGGAUCCCACCAUACGAAAGGACAAAUGUUAAAUUCAAUGUGCCAUUUCUAUUUAUUUAAAGUUCUUGAUUUUAGAGGCCCGUGGCUCUGUUAAAACACCCACAACACCCUCCAAAUAAAGUACGUUUCAAUGAUUCCUGUAA